Scylla paramamosain (green mud crab) is the source of this 378-nucleotide messenger RNA. RefSeq lists its product as uncharacterized. The transcript has a single exon. Bases 1 to 378 code for a protein of 125 amino acids. The record is from RefSeq and is a predicted model, not a curated record. NCBI's taxonomy places the organism in Eukaryota, Metazoa, Arthropoda, Malacostraca, Decapoda, Portunidae.
AUGACAAAGGUUGACGAAUUUAGAUAUUUGGGAUCCACGGUACAGAGUAAUGGAGACUGUGGUAGGGAGAUAAAGAAGAGAGUGCAAGCGGGAUGGAAUGGGUGGAGGAAGACGCCAGCAGUGACAUGUGACAGAAAGGUUUUCGCAAGAACAAAGGGAAAGAUUUAUAAAACAGUACUGAGAUCCGCCAUGCUGUACGGUAUGGAAACAGUACCACUAACGAAAAAGCAGGAAGCGGAGUUGGAAGUAGCGGAAUUGAAGAUGUUGCGAUUUGCUCUUGGAGUGGCGAGGAUGGACAAAAUCAGAAAUUAUUACAUCAGAGAAACAACACACGUACGUCGGUUUAGGGACCAAGCAAGGGAGGCUAGGCUAGGCUGA